Venturia canescens is the source of this 1277-nucleotide messenger RNA. RefSeq names its product outer dynein arm-docking complex subunit 4. The record is from RefSeq and is a predicted model, not a curated record. The coding region runs from base 148 to 1017 and encodes 289 amino acids. Gene Ontology annotation, molecular function: protein binding. The transcript is spliced from 5 exons. NCBI's taxonomy places the organism in Eukaryota, Metazoa, Arthropoda, Insecta, Hymenoptera, Ichneumonidae. Gene Ontology annotation, cellular component: cytoplasm.
UCAACCCUUCUCCGGUUUACUUGAAGGUUUAGUUACGACUGCAACGUGAUCCGGACAUGAUCAAUUCUGGAGAGGUUAAUGAAGAGCAGGCCGGAUGUUACGCAUGACUUUUCACCACUGAACAUCAAAGUAUAACCUUCCGGAAUUAUGGUGACUUCGAAAAAACGAAAAUCCAACGCAAAGACGAAAAAAAGUGCUCAAGCUAUCGAAACGAAAUUGAGGGUCGACGAAGCCACGGGGCAUCUCAAAAAUGGUCAUUACAAAAGUGCCUUGUUUCUGUACAACCAAGCUCUGGAGCUCAGUCCAAACGACAAAAAUGCAUUGAUCGCAAGAAGUAAAUGCUACCUGCUGCUCGGUGAACCGCAAAAAGCAUUGCAGGAUGCGGAGGCGGCGCUCAACGAAAAGAUUAAGGAUCCGAACAAUGCACGCGCUAUGUAUUACAAGGCGGAGGCGCUCUAUCAUCUCGGUGACUUCGAGCUCAGUCUCGUAUAUUAUUACCGGGGAAUGAGGAUUCGCCCGGAAUUCGAUCAAUUCAGACUCGGUGUUCAGAAAGCCAAGGAAGCUAUACAAAAUAUACUAGGAAAUAACAGUACGCCCAUUCCAAUAUCCGCUUACGUGAGAUCAGCCCCGAAGCCAGAGUCCCCGGGAAAGCCAUCGACCGCAGCUGGAAAGGAAAUCCUCACAAAUGAAAUAAAAGAAAAAAAUAACAAUAUUCGAGUCGAUGACAACGAGAGUAAGAAAAAAUUCACGUCGCCCAUAAAUUCGGAGAAGAUUGAUGAAAAGCGAAAAAACUCAAUGACGACCAAGCGCAAAGUUGCGGCACCCAAUCUUCUCGGUCAGCUGAACGUGGACAAAAAGUACCUUCAAGAUCUCCUGAAGUGUCCAGAUAUCAAAGCGGGACAUCAAACCUCUGCUAGACACAUCAUUUCGCCGGCCGAAGAAGGCAUCGCUUUCUUGGAAACGCGUCAAGAGUUCUGGCGGCAACAGCGCUCGACUCAUCAACCAGCUUCGAAAUGAUCGAGGACGCCGCGACGCGAUGAUAAAUGAUUUUCCUGAUUUCUGAUGAGGUGGUAAAUUAAACAAUGCGAGUAGCUUAAUAUUAUUUAUUUACAAGGCAAACUAAAUGAUAAUGUAGAACGAUAAAUAUGUGACGACAGAUGUGUACAUGGGAGAAUGAAACUUUUCUGUAGCUACGUUGACUGCUCCCGACUACGAUUUUUUAAGUUAGAGAGCUCGCGAUGACCAGAAAUAAAAAUGAGCAUUGAGUUUGACAAUUA